UAGCUGACACUGCCUUCUGACGUGUAAAUUGUAUUCGUAUUUAUUUCGGCAUUUCACAGGAUUUUUCACUUGCCGUUUCUUGAGGGAAAUCUCAUUCGCACAACAAUUCCACAAGACUUUUCAGAUUCCGCAGACCUCGGAUUUGUGACAAAUGCAUACCGCGCUAACGAGAGGAAAUGCUAUCCUAGCAUAUUCACUAAGUGUUUUGGCUUGUCUCACCUUUUGCUGCUUCGUAUCAACAGUCUUCUUGGACUAUCGCACAAAUGUUAAAAUUAACACAGUCAAGGUUUUGGUGAAAAACGUCCCAAACUUUAGUGCCGCUCGCGAAAUGAACGAUCUCGGCUUCAUCACGUUCGACCUGAAGACAGAUCUCACGGGAUUGUUCAACUGGAACGUCAAGCAGUUGUUCUUGUACUUAACGGCGGAAUACGAGUCGGAAUCGAAUGUCCUGAAUCAGGUUGUGUUGUGGGAUAAAAUUAUCUUGCGUGGCGAAAAUGCCGUCUUGGACUUUAAGAACAUGAAUGCCAAGUACUAUUUCUGGGACGACGGAGCGAAUUUGAAGGGACAUAAAAACGUUACUUUAACAUUGUCAUGGAACAUCAUUCCAAAUGCCGGUCUGCUUCCAAGCAUAUUCGGUCUUGGCGAACAUUCAUUCAAAUUCCCGGAACAAUACACAAUGAACCCAAUUCAAUAAAAAAAAAACGGAAAAAUGGACAGUCACUCGAUCAGUUUAAUAAAAGUUUCUAUUUUAUGAUCUAA
Culicoides brevitarsis is the source of this 759-nucleotide messenger RNA. RefSeq names its product signal peptidase complex subunit 3 (gene Spase22-23). Lineage: Eukaryota; Metazoa; Arthropoda; Insecta; Diptera; Ceratopogonidae. Gene Ontology annotation, cellular component: membrane; signal peptidase complex. Gene Ontology annotation, biological process: protein targeting to ER. The coding region runs from base 152 to 694 and encodes 180 amino acids. The transcript has 3 exons. The record is from RefSeq and is a predicted model, not a curated record.